ACACAUUCGCAUUCUGUUUAGCUGUGCAAUUAAGAUUAUUUCAACAUUUGUGAAGGAAAUUAGACCAUUUACAAAGGGAAUUAUUAACAAACAGCUGGUGAUACAUGUUUGUUUGUAAAACAUGUCAGUUUGCAGUGCCGAUCCCUGGCAAGUGAAAAACGAUAAUAUUCAACAAAAAGAGAACGGAAAUAUUGAAGUAAUUGAAAAAUUUGAGGAUAAUUUCAACCCCCAUAAAACUGGAACUGCAUCAUCUGAAGAAAUCGACGACAAGAAAACCGCAGCUAGUGAUGUUAGUAAUGUUACUGGCGUCACACAAAUCGAACCUUUGCCCGACUCGGCAAACUACCUGCAGUUGCUAGAACGCAAAUUGCAAAGGGUUCAAAAGGGUAGCAAACUUUUGGAUUCGCUGCAGGAGAAGAAACAGGAUUGUAUGCGUAAUCUGUUGGCUGCAUCAGCGGACACAACACUUGAGCAGCUGCUUGAACUCGAUACGCCCAUCGAAAGUGGUCGCUUGCAUCGCCAUUUGCUGCCCGUGCAGGCGGUGACGGUGGGUGAAACACUGCACAUUGUCAAACACGACGCUCUCGAAGAGCAGAUCGAGCAAGAGCAGCAGCUGGAAUUGGAGUUGGAGCAAGUGAAGCAGGAAGGGGAAAGUAACUAA
This is a messenger RNA of Drosophila nasuta, 661 nucleotides long. RefSeq lists its product as uncharacterized. The coding region runs from base 122 to 661 and encodes 179 amino acids. The transcript is spliced from 3 exons. Gene Ontology annotation, biological process: cilium organization. The record is from RefSeq and is a predicted model, not a curated record. NCBI's taxonomy places the organism in Eukaryota, Metazoa, Arthropoda, Insecta, Diptera, Drosophilidae.